AUGCAAAAAAAGGAAAUGCAGCGUAUAAGAAGGAAGGUUGUUUUAUCUCUAUUCUUCUUUUUUGAGUACCUUAUCGAUAUCAUCUUAUUUUGGGUCCCUUUUUACUAUUUGCUGAAGCUCCUGUUCUUCGUCUACCUGUACAUGCCCCAAGUGAGGGGUGCGGAAACUGUCUACAAUUAUAUCAUACGUCCCAUCCUGCUGAAGCAUGAGAAGACGAUAGACGAUACGGUGCAGAAGAUUAGCCAGAAGGCUACCAGCCACCUUACGCAGAUCACGGGAAACCUAACCGAGAAGCUCGUCCAUGACGGGAUUCGCCGGCGAAACAUCUGA
Plasmodium coatneyi is the source of this 330-nucleotide messenger RNA. RefSeq lists its product as uncharacterized. The record is from RefSeq and is a predicted model, not a curated record. NCBI's taxonomy places the organism in Eukaryota, Apicomplexa, Aconoidasida, Haemosporida, Plasmodiidae. Bases 1 to 330 code for a protein of 109 amino acids. The transcript has 2 exons.